GCAAUGUUCUGAUACUCGUUUGAAGAGAAUAAGUGAACUUUUUCAAGCCAUCAAACUUCUCAAACUUUAUGCCUGGGAAGUGGUAUUCUCUCAGCAAGUUGAAGAAAUCAGAAAAAAAGAAAUCAAGUUCCUGCUCAAAGCUUGUUUUUUCAAAACUAUUGCAUUUUUUAUAACAAAUGCAGGCCCUGUCAUACUCAUGCUUGUGACCUUCCUCCUGUAUCCAUACAUAGAAAGUGUUCCACUCACUGCAGCCAAGGCAUUCUCUUCCCUGGCCUUGUUCAAUAUGAUCAGCAGUCCUCUCUACAUGUUCCCACUGGUCGUCAAUAUCUUGGUCAAGGCAAAGAUCAGCUCGAAGAGAAUACAGGAGUUCUUAUUUGCUAAGGAAGUGGAGGCAGCAUUUCUGCCAGCUUUUUCAUCAAGUAGCGAGACCAAUGGAGCUUUAAUGGUGAGUCACUUAAAGUAA
Molecule: messenger RNA, 463 nt
Organism: Lingula anatina
Lineage: Eukaryota; Metazoa; Brachiopoda; Lingulata; Lingulida; Lingulidae
Product: ATP-binding cassette sub-family C member 9
Biological process (GO): transmembrane transport; potassium ion transport
Cellular component (GO): membrane
Molecular function (GO): ABC-type transporter activity; ATP hydrolysis activity; ATP binding
Source: RefSeq, a predicted model, not a curated record